Messenger RNA from Hyphopichia burtonii NRRL Y-1933, 1120 nucleotides. RefSeq names its product Rca1p (gene RCA1). Gene Ontology annotation, molecular function: DNA-binding transcription factor activity. The record is from RefSeq and is a predicted model, not a curated record. Bases 1 to 1053 code for a protein of 350 amino acids. The transcript has a single exon. NCBI's taxonomy places the organism in Eukaryota, Fungi, Ascomycota, Pichiomycetes, Serinales, Debaryomycetaceae. Gene Ontology annotation, biological process: regulation of DNA-templated transcription.
AUGAACUAUACAUCCAAUCAGCCUCUUCAGUCGCAGUAUCAGGCCAAAAGUGUUGACGAUCAUUUGAUCGAUUAUGCUCACUUGCACGCUAAUCCUAAUCAGUCACGAAUGGCUAAUCCAAUUAAUCAAUCACAAAUGGCUACGCCAUUAACCUCAAAUAACAAUUCAGAUAAUAAUACAUCGAAUGCUAAUUCUGCCAAUACAUCAAAUCCAAACUCAAAUAGUAAUCCUACGCCUAUUAACAAGAUGAUGCAUGGACAUGGGAAUAAUCCCCCGGCAGACACUAAUUUCAAUGCUAUUCAAGCAUUCCAACAAAACUUAUCAUUCCAUAACCCUUUUGAUAUCAAUAGUUAUCCAAUUACAAAUCCUCCUAUAUUUGAUUCUACCAUGAUGUUACCUUAUAGCUCAGAAGGAGUCCCCCGUAGAAGAAGAAUAUCCAUUUCCAAUGGUCAAAUUGGACAGAUCAUUAAUCAUGAAGCCUUUUUCGAUAGUGAUGGCAGCAAUAAUGGCUUAGACGAAUUCAUUCCUGACCAACAACAACAACAACAACAACAAUCUCAACAACCUCAACCUCAACAACCUCAACAACCUCAACAACCCCCACAGUUCAAUAAUGAAAUGAUCAAUCAUUUCGCCUCAAAUUCCCAGUUGGGCCCCAAUGAAGCUGGACCAAUCCCAGUGCAACCACCCCCCUCACUACCUACUCAACAGAAAGAACGAGCUGCAGGGGUGCCUCCGCCAAAUCAUCAGCUUAUCUACAAUAAUGAAGUCAUUUUCAACCCCGAUGCUGGCCCAAUACCUGGAACCGCCGCUUGGAAAAAGGAAAGAUUACUAGAAAGAAACCGUGUUGCAGCCCUGAAAUGUAGACAACGUAAAAAACAGGCUCAACAACAAUUACAGGACAAUGUCUCUAAAUAUGAAAACCAUAUUAGUAGACAAGAUGCUAAAAUCAAAAAAUAUGAAGGCUUGCUUAAACAAAUUCAUGAUUUAGUAUCUAAAAAGGAUUUUGCCUCUGAUGAAGACUUGGCUCUAAUUCAUAAACUUUCUGGCUGAUUUCUCUCUUGACUCAUUAGCUGACUGACUUUCUCUUAUAGAUCUUGUGUAUUAAUGUAUUGACGGA